Molecule: messenger RNA, 4242 nt
Organism: Mobula hypostoma (lesser devil ray)
Lineage: Eukaryota; Metazoa; Chordata; Chondrichthyes; Myliobatiformes; Myliobatidae
Gene: fzr1a
Product: fizzy/cell division cycle 20 related 1a
Exons: 14
Coding region: 146-1807 (553 amino acids)
Biological process (GO): positive regulation of ubiquitin protein ligase activity; anaphase-promoting complex-dependent catabolic process; positive regulation of anaphase-promoting complex-dependent catabolic process
Cellular component (GO): anaphase-promoting complex
Molecular function (GO): protein binding; ubiquitin ligase activator activity; anaphase-promoting complex binding
Source: RefSeq, a predicted model, not a curated record
UGCUAGCAUCCCUGCGCUUGCCGCCGACCAAGCGAUCGGAGCCGGACUCACUGAAGAUCAAAGUCCAAAUGAGAGUCGGCAAAUACGACAGGCGUCACGUUGCCAAGGGAACCCGCCGUCAGGCGGCUGAUCGGCGGAGUCCUGUAUGUCUCCGUGGCAACGGCGCACUUCCUGCGCCGGUUUGAAUUCCAGUGACGUCACAAAGGUAACGGUCGGGCCGCCGGAAGGAGGGAAGCCAUGUUGUGCGGAAGGCUGGGCUGAGCCUCGGAGCCGGGCCGCAGAGCUGAUAUCUUUGGAAAACUACUGUCAUUUUUCUCCUCUAAUUAUGGAUCAAGACUAUGAAAGGCGUCUUUUACGACAAAUUAAUGUUCAGAAUGAAAAUACAGUUCCUUGUAUAUCAGAAGUUAGAAGAACAUUAACACCUUCCAAUUCACCAGUAUCAUCACCAAGUAAAAGUGGUGACCGCUUUAUUCCAUCAAGAGCAGCUGCUAACUGGAGUAUAAACUUCCACAGAAUAAAUGAAAAUGAAAAGUCUCCUAGCCAAAACAGAAAAGCAAAAGAUGUAACAUCUGACACUGGCAAAGAUGGACUUGCUUAUUCUGCAUUACUUAGAAAUGAGCUGCUUGGAGCAGGCAUUGAAAAGGUGCAGGACCCUCAAACUGAAGAUAGGAGGUUACAGCCUUCAACCCCUGAGAAGAAAAGCUUAUUUAAGUAUUCUCUUAGCACAAAGCGUGCAAAUCCUGAUGAUGGAAAUGACAUUUCUCCUUAUUCCUUAUCUCCUGUUAGCAAUAAAAGCCAAAAAUUGUUGCGGUCACCAAGAAAGCCUACAAGAAAAAUCUCAAAGAUUCCUUUCAAAGUUCUUGAUGCACCAGAACUUCAGGAUGACUUUUACUUGAACCUUGUGGACUGGUCUUCCUUAAAUGUAUUAAGUGUUGGACUUGGCACAUGUGUGUACCUCUGGAGUGCCUGUACGAGCCAGGUGACCAGACUGUGUGAUCUUUCUAUAGAUGGCGAUUCUGUGACAUCAGUCGGCUGGUCAGAGAGAGGAAAUUUGGUAGCUGUUGGAACGCACAAAGGAUACGUUCAAAUUUGGGAUGCAGCUGCAGGGAAGAAAUUAUCUACACUGGAAGGUCACUCAGCUAGAGUGGGGGCCCUGGCAUGGAAUGCAGAUCAGUUGUCAUCAGGAAGUAGGGACCGUCUGAUUCUCCAAAGAGAUAUUCGCACCCCACCACUGCAGUCUGAGCGGAGGCUUCAGGGUCACCGGCAGGAAGUUUGUGGUUUGAAGUGGUCGACUGAUCACCAGCUACUGGCAUCUGGAGGAAAUGACAACAAGCUUCUGGUAUGGAAUAGCUCCACUUCAGGACCAGUGCAGCAAUAUACAGAGCAUCUUGCAGCCGUAAAAGCCAUUGCCUGGUCUCCCCAUCAACAUGGUCUCCUUGCGUCAGGUGGUGGAACUGCAGACCGAUGUAUUCGAUUCUGGAACACCCUCACCUCUCAGCCUUUGCAGUGCAUAGAUACAGGUUCCCAAGUGUGUAACCUCGCCUGGUCCAAACAUGCAAAUGAACUAGUGAGUACUCAUGGUUAUUCACAAAAUCAAAUCCUGGUGUGGAAGUAUCCUUCAUUGACGCAAGUAGCCAAAUUGACUGGGCAUUCAUACAGAGUGCUGUACUUGGCAAUGUCCCCAGAUGGAGAAGCCAUCGUCACUGGUGCUGGAGAUGAAACACUCAGAUUCUGGAACGUUUUUAGUAAAACUCGUUCAACUAAGGAAUCCAUAUCUGUGCUAAAUCUCUUUACGAGGAUACGAUGAAAAUAGAGGAAAUAAUGUCAAAUAGGGAAACUGGCAACAAUCCCAUAACUAUACGAGGAAUUGUUUCAUCAUGCCAGUGCUGACUAUUUUCACGUGGAUGGAUCUUAAAGGACUUUUUGAAGAAACUUGCUGCUCAUUCCAAACAGCUCGAACUUUUUAAAAAAAACUGUUUGCAAUUAUGUCUGUUUACAAAGAACUGUUUGAAAAGACUGCCAAAGUUUUGAAUUAAGUGUAGCUAAAGUGCUAUAUUCUAAUUUUCUUUGUACAGUUAUGUAAAGAGCCAGCUACUUUUCAUUGUCAGAUAAAAUGUGAUAUUGAUACAUUUUAUUUAGUGUUAACUGUAAAUAUUUUCGAUGUAGGAAAGGUACAUUAAAUAUAAUGUGUAAAAAUGCAGUGAAAAUGCAUCCCAAGGCUUGAUUGUGGCUUCCAGUGUGCCUACACACACAGCAUUACCAAAAUUUUCAAAUUAUUAAGCAGGAAGAUUACUAAUAAGUGUUUUGUUAUUACAAAUUGACUACUAUAGAUUAACAUCAUGUUGGACUGCACAAUAGUAUUAGUAUUUUAGUAAUAAUUUGGUGGAAAUUCUGAUUAUAAGUAUCCAUUGAAGUAUAAGCCCUACAAUUUGUGGGUAGAUUAAAUUCUUGCUGCUUGUAAUGUUGAAAAUGAUCUUGUCUCAAAAGUGUACAAAUACGGAUGGGAAAGCACUUGAAUUUUGUUAGUUAAAACCUUAGUGGUGUCCAUUAGCAAGGCUGUUAAUGUUUGUACACUCACUCCUGUAAUUUAAAACCAUCUGUGAUAUUUUAUUCUGUAAACUGCUGUCAUUGUCUGUAAUUGUAAAUGAACCUUCUGGCUCAAUGGAUUUGAGUAAAGUUGUUUGAACUUAAAAUUGUUAGCCAUUAUGACUGCAAAUUGUAAUAUGGUCAGGGAGACAUGACAGGUUUUGAAGUUUAGCAGUAUAUACGUCUUUGACACAUUUCAGAACAGGACUUGCAGAAAGUUAGUAGAAAUAGGAAAAUUGCAAACAUGUCUUGGAAUGAUGAGGAUUGUUUUGCUGAUUAUUUUUAUUCCAUCAUUCAGUGAGUUUUUUUAAACAGUGUUUGUGGAUUUUGUGUAUUUGAGGGUUAGAUAUUUGGAUGGGUCCUGUUUUUUUUUAAAAAUUGGGAAAUGAAAACUGUCGACCACACUAGCCCUCUAAUCAGCUGCCCACCAGUCUACUUUCCAGCACAGUCCCCGCAUCUUUUGAUUCUCUCUGUCUGCAAUAUACUCAAUAUGCUUGUGUACUGAGUGUAAAAAAAGGCUACUCUAAUGAUCGGUGUUCAACACCAUUAGUGUUAAGUAAAGAGAACACAAAAUAAAAGGCUUUCCAUGAAAUCCCUUAUCCUGUGACCAUUUGCCAUAGUUGUAAACAAUCCGGUAAAAGAACUUGGGCUCCAUCUAUCAAGCUUCUUAGUCCCGGGGCACUCAUGAUCUACUCUCCUCUCCCAGAAGAAGAUCCCUUCCUCUCCAGCCCUUUACCUUUUCCAGCCAUCACCUCUCAGUUGCUUUCUUCAUUUCCCUCUCCUCCACCUAUCAUCUACCUAUUAUUCUGGCAUCUAUCCCCUUCCUUUCUAGUCCUGAUGAAGGGUCUCAGCCCAAAACAUGAACAGUUUAUUACUCUCCAUUUAUGCAGCCUGACCUGCUGAGUUCCUCCAGAAUUUUGUUUUUGUUGUUCUGGGUUUCCAGCAUCUACAGAGUCUCUUAUGUUUAAGCUUCUGUUUUGUCAUAAUGCAGUUAUCUCUGAUUCUUUUGAACUCUGGCAAGUAUAGGCCCAUUUUUUUGUUCAGCAUCACCUUGUGAAUCAAUCCUCAGCUCCAAAUGCUUCCAGCGAGCCCUUUGUCUCCUCUCAAAGGCAAAUGCAGCCUUUCUUAGCUACAGAGGCUGAAAUUGCUCACAUUAUUUCUUGUUACUUGAUUGAGAGGUGUACAAGACUGCCACAUAGUUGCAGUAAAGGCCAACAUACUUAGUAUUUUCCUCUCUGAUUCCUUGUUCUAUCUGCAUGUCAACUUUAGUUCAUGCACAAGGAAACUCCAAGGCCUCCCCACACCAACAGUUUCCCACAUUAAUGCUUUUCCAAGUCUUCCAAAGUAUUAACUUCAAAUUUCCAAAAAUUGCACUCAUUGGCAACUGUUAACUACAGGAGUGGAAGCCGCUGUGGUUUUCUGCUGUAACACAUCACUUGAAGGUUUGAUGUGUUGUGCAUUCAAAGUACAUUUAUUAUUGAAGUAAAUGUACUAUAUAGAACUCAAAUAAAAACUGUCAAACUGAUGUACUCUUCUGCAAAUCACUGGUGUAAUGCAUAGUUAUUUCCUGUCAGCUUGAACCUGUGAUCAUUCUCCAUAAGACAUCGGAGCAGAAUUAGGCUAUUUAAUCAUGGCUGAUACAUUUCCCUCAACCCC